UGGUAGUGAAGCAGCACCUGAGAGGAAAACAGAAGAGGUGGGUGGCAGCAUCCGUCAGACAUCUUUCUCUACCAAGAAGAUGGCUGGCCUCUGCUGGAUGGUUGCAGUGCUCGCCUUCUUCCUCUCUACUGAAAACACUCUGGCUGAUGUCGACCAGAACAGGCUUGCAGAAAUUGUAGAUGGCAUCUUGAAAAAGUACCAGACAGACGGCAAGUUGAGUCUGGCUGUAAGGAUCCCAGAUGACCAGAACCAGAAUAUCGACGAUAUCCUUGAAACUGUCUCUAAAAGUGAUCCAGUUGGUGCAGUGAAGGAAAAGCUCAACAAGAAUGAGGUGUACAUCGGCAGGAGGUUGGUUGCAGCCAGACUUCUUGGUGGGAGUGAAGGAGGAGAUCAAGCAGAGUCACGUGUUGUGGACCACCUGGACGACUUGUUUAACCAUAGUAAUAAGCAGGAUGCUGAAUUUUUGCUUCUCUAUGCUUAUGCCUCCCCAUGUGUUGAAAAAUGUACAAGUGGCAGUCAUAGAGAGAACAUCCUCAAAAGGAUGAAUCACAUUCUGCAAUGGAGCAAUUACGCUGUGGUGUUUUCUAAAAUAUCCAAACCCAGUGAUGGUAGGCUCAAUACUGAGGAAGAGCUGAGUGGAGCCCUUGAGCGACUCGGGACCUACAAUGGUACCCGAGGUGCAAUUGGUCUAAGCAACAUAUUCCGUUGUGAUAAACAAGAUGGUAGGAUGAAUUGCACUAGUUGCUCUAGCGAUGAUCAAGUUGCACACUCUUGUGUUUCAGACGAAACAAUGUCGGGUCCCAGCCCUAGCCAGCCCCCCACGCCAUCCACAGGCAGUCAAGGUGGUGUUGAUAAUGGUAGUGAAAAAGAAGAUGAGGGGGCACCUUCUUCACAAGGGAGUCUUGAUAAUGGUAGUGAAAAAGAAGAUGAGGGGGCACCUUCUUCACAAGGGAGUCUUGAUAAUGGUAAUGAUAAUAACGUAAUUCCAAACGGAGGUGUGCCACCCUCAGAAGGUGGUCCUGAGAAUGAUAUUGAAAAGGGGGAAAUUCCAAAUGGAGGUGCGCCACCAUCACAAGGAGGAAAAUGCAGAGGAAUGAGAAGGCGUAAAGGAUGUAAUGGCAGAGGAAUGAGAAGACGCAGGAGGCAAAGAGGCAGAGGACUGAGAAGACAUAGGGGGGGAAAAGGCAGAGGAAUGGGAAGACGUCGGGGGGGAACUGCAGAGGAAUGAGAAGGCGUAAAGGAUGUAAUGGCAGAGGACUGAGAAGGCGUAGGAGGCAAAGAGGCAGAGGACUGAGAAGACGUAGGGGGGGAAAAGGCAGAGGAAUGGGAAGACGUAAGAGGCAAAGAGGCAGAGGACUGAGAAGACGUAAGGGGCGAAAAGGCAGAGGAAUGGGAAGACGUAGGGGGGGAAAAGGCAGAGGAAUGAGAAGACGUAGGAGGGGAAAAGGCAGAGGAAUGAGAAGACGUAAGGGGCGAAAAGGCAGAGGAAUGAGAAGACGUAGGAGGCAAAGAGGCAGAGGACUGAGAAGACGUAGGGGGGGAAAAGGCAGAGGAAUGGGAAGACGUAGGAGGCAAAGAGGCAGAGGACUGAGAAGACGUAAGGGGCGAAAAGGCAGAGGAAUGGGAAGACGUAGGAGGCAAAGAGGCAGAGGACUGAGAAGACGUAAGGGGCGAAAAGGCAGAGGAAUGAGAAGACGUAAGGGGCGAAAAGGCAGAGGAAUGAGAAGACGUAGGGGGGGAAAAGGCAGAGGAA
Molecule: messenger RNA, 1753 nt
Organism: Acanthopagrus latus (yellowfin seabream)
Lineage: Eukaryota; Metazoa; Chordata; Actinopteri; Spariformes; Sparidae
Exons: 3
Coding region: 80-1228 (382 amino acids)
Source: RefSeq, a predicted model, not a curated record